AUGAGGUUGUUACUCGUCGCCGUGAUAGCCACUUUCACGAUAUUUUCCGGCGGAACACAAUCCCAUCUCCUCCGUGGAUCUCCGAUCAAUUCUCUCUGCGCUGAGCUCAUUCAUCCGGCUGGUUACUCCUGCACAGAACACACUAUUCAAACGAAAGAUGGUUACAUACUAGCUCUUCAACGUGUAUCUUCUUCUCUUGCUCAAAAUCCAAAACUUCAAUAUGGUCCACCUGUUCUGCUUCAACACGGCCUGUUUAUGGCUGGAGAUGCAUGGUUCUUGAAUUCCCCUGAAGAGUCAUUAGGAUUCGUUCUUGCUGAUCAGGGGUUUGAUGUUUGGGUAGGAAAUGUUCGUGGCACUCGUUAUAGUUAUGGACAUGUUACACUAUCUGACACUGAUAAGGAAUAUUGGGACUGGAGUUGGCAAGAUUUGGCUAUGUAUGAUCUCGCAGAAAUGAUUCAGUAUCUGUACUCAAUUGCAAACUCCAAGAUUUUUCUUGUUGGGCAUUCUCAGGGGACUAUCAUGUCUUUCGCUGCUCUUACUCAGCCAAAUGUUGCGGAAAUGGUUGAAGCAGCUGCGUUGCUUUGUCCAAUAUCGUAUUUGGGUCAUGUCACAGCUCCACUUGUAGAAAGAAUGGUUUUUAUGCAUCUUGAUCAGAUGGUUGUUGCUCUUGGUCUUCAUCAAAUAAACUUUAGAAGUGAUAUGUUGGUUAAUAUUGUUGACUCGUUAUGCGAAGGGCAUAUGGAUUGCACUGAUUUCCUCACAUCCAUUACAGGGAAGAAUUGUUGUUUCAAUGCCUCGAGGAUCGAAUUCUAUCUAGAUUACGAGCCUCACCCGUCGUCUGUCAAGAACAUUCGCCAUCUUUUCCAAAUGAUUCGGAAGGGGAGCUUUGCACAAUAUGACUACGGAUUGCUGAAAAACCUAAGGAUUUACGGGUUUUCGAAGCCUCCGGAGUUCGAUCUCAGCCUCAUCCCGGAAUCUUUACCGAUGUGGAUGGGUUACGGUGGCAAUGAUGGUUUAGCAGAUGUGACAGAUGUGGAACGCACGCUAGCGAAACUACCUUCAAGACCAGAGUUGCUAUAUCUUGAGAACUAUGGUCACAUUGAUUUUGUGCUUAGCACAAGUGCCACAGAAGAUGUAUAUAAGCACAUGAUUCAAUUUUUCAGUGCAUUGAGAAGAAAGUCUAGUAGUUGGUGA
Molecule: messenger RNA, 1194 nt
Organism: Microthlaspi erraticum
Lineage: Eukaryota; Viridiplantae; Streptophyta; Magnoliopsida; Brassicales; Brassicaceae
Source: the annotation of a GenBank genome assembly